Molecule: messenger RNA, 300 nt
Organism: Radiomyces spectabilis
Lineage: Eukaryota; Fungi; Mucoromycota; Mucoromycetes; Mucorales; Radiomycetaceae
Exons: 4
Coding region: 1-300 (99 amino acids)
Biological process (GO): cellular response to oxidative stress
Cellular component (GO): cytoplasm
Molecular function (GO): glutathione disulfide oxidoreductase activity
Source: RefSeq, a predicted model, not a curated record
AUGUCAGUCGAAGAGGCUGUCAAGCAAAUUAUUGAAAACAACUAUGUUGUUAUUUUCGGCACAUCCACCUGCAAGAAUACCAAGUAUGCUUUCGACUUGAUUGGGGACUAUGAUGCCGAAACUUUGAUCGUGAAUCUGGACCAGGAGCCCAACGGCAAUGAAAUCCAGAAGUACCUCAACAAAGUUACCCGCCAGUAUACGAUGCCCAAGAUCUUCAUGUGCGAGAACUACGUUGGCGGCUUGAAAGUAGCGGAUUCCAAGCAUGUGUACGAAACGGGAGUUACUUUUGAUUUAGUGUAA